AAUAGCUAGAAAAGUUCCCAGCUUGAAAGUCACAGCUCGAAGACUUGGUCCAAGACAAAGUCUUUAUGACUAAUUAAAUUCCAACCUGCAUUUUUGUCAGGGUUUGUUUCAUGGGAUUCUAAUUGCUGCCCUUGUAUAAAAAUCCUUGGUAUUUGAAUUAGAACCAGAAAUCCAUCACACUUGUAGAAAAUUUAAUAGAUAGAUGGGUUUGGGUUGUGAGAAAAGAAGGUUGGUGGUAAUUGGUGGGGGUGUUGCUGGCUCCCUUAUUGCUAAAUCUCUCCAAUUCCAUGCUGAUCUAACCCUCAUAGAUCAAUCAAAAAGAUGCACUGUAGCAUAUUCAUGGCCUUCAAUGUCUAAAAGAACUUCUGAAAUGGAAGGAAUACUUUGAGAUUCCAUGGGCAAGCUUGAGGACAAUGGUGGAGCCAUCAGUUGGGGAGAGAUCAGUGAUCAACCAUAGAGAUUAUCUCACCAAUGCCAGAAUCAUUACAUCAAGUGCAAUCAAUAUCAGUGAAACUGAAGUGUUAACCGGAGAGGGUCGUCUUGUUCCCUACGAUUAUCUAGUUAUUGCCACUGGCCACACAGAUCCUACCAUUCCCAAAACAAGGACUGAGAGACUUAAACAAUACAAAGAAGAAAAUGAAAAGAUAGAUUUGGCUAGCUCCAUUUUGAUUGUUGGAGGGGGUCCAACUGGUGUAGAACUUGCUGCAGAAAUUGCUGUUGAUUUCCCAGAUAAGAAGCUAACCCUUGUACAUAACGGAUCAAGGUUGCUACAAUUUAUUGGACAGAAAGCUUCAGACAAGACUUUGAAUUGGUUGGCGUCAAAGAAAGUCGAAGUGAUGCUGGAGAAGUCUGUCAGUCUAGACAACAUUUCUAAUGGAAACAGCACAUCAUAUAGAACUUCAGAUGGAGAAACUCUGAAUGCAGAUUGCCAUUUUCUAUGCACUGCCAAAUCGCUUGGAUCAACAUGGCUUAAGCAUACUGUGUUGGAAAGUAACUUGGAUAGUUAUGGAAGGUUGAUGGUUGAUGAGAACUUGAGAGUCAAAGGUCGAAACAACAUAUUUGCCAUUGGAGAUAUUACUGAUGUUCCAGAAAUCAAACAAGGAUAUUUGGCACAGAAACAUGCUUUAGUGGCUGCAAAGAACUUGAAAUUGUUAAUGGAAGGAGGAAAAGAAAGCAAACCGGGAAUAUACAAACCUCGUUCAGUAAAGGCAAUUGUAUCACUUGGGAGAAGGGAUGCAGUGGCACAAUUACCAUUCACAACCAUUAUUGGAAGUGUUCCUGGAUUGAUUAAGUCUAGAGAUCUUUUUGUAGGGAAGACAAGGAAACAGUUGGGCUUAGAUCCUCAUGUUGUAUAUGAUCAUUAAAUACCAUGUUGUACAUAACAUAUGUAACAUGCCUAUAUAUACAUAUAUUACAAAAUUAUUUUUAACUCUCUA
Ziziphus jujuba (common jujube) is the source of this 1436-nucleotide messenger RNA. RefSeq lists its product as uncharacterized. Gene Ontology annotation, cellular component: cytoplasm. The transcript has 5 exons. The record is from RefSeq and is a predicted model, not a curated record. Lineage: Eukaryota; Viridiplantae; Streptophyta; Magnoliopsida; Rosales; Rhamnaceae. Gene Ontology annotation, molecular function: flavin adenine dinucleotide binding; electron-transferring-flavoprotein dehydrogenase activity. The coding region runs from base 414 to 1364 and encodes 316 amino acids.